UGCAACGCGCACUUCCGCAUUCCGAUCGUUCCGACGGUCUCUGCGGCUUUGGGCGGGAAAAUUGCAAUUUCCAUCGAGCGAAUGGUUUUAAAGAAUGAAGAGAAAAAAAGACCAAAGAUCUGGGAUUGAGAGAAGGAACAAGCAAGGCAACAGAGGCUGGAAUCCCCCAAAGCAGCGCUUCUGCAACCCUAGGACUGAUCCAAAGCUACAAAAUUCUGACACUGAGAGUCCAAGUAUCUCAUUUACGGGCAAUUCACUGCAAGGCGUGCAAAUGCCAGACACUUCACAGAUAGAUGGUCCUCCAGUGGUCUUGGAGCAGUCUUCAUGCGUGAUGGAUGCUUCACUUCUGGAGCAGCAGCAACUAUCUUUUAGCCCUCCACUGAGCUCAACCUUCACGCACAUAGAUAUACCAGGUACUAAUGUGGAAAACAGCACAGUGGCACAUGAAGAAGUGGAGAAAGACACUAGUCAGCCAUCUAUUAUUACAGAGCACGAUUCUGUUGGGAUUAAUUCCAUUGACACCAUAAUGCAUACUUCUAAACCCACAUCACCAGUUAGGGAAGAACAUACAAUUUUACUGGUCAAUGGUAUGCUCUGUUCCAAGACGAUAGACAUUUUGUUGGUUCCUGUAGCUGUGGGUGGGCAAAUAACAGCCCCUCCUGUUGAGGAACACCAGUGCAGGGAGAGCCAUACAAGUGAGACUACUGGUAUAACCAAUGGCUACUGUGAAGAAAGGGAUGCUGCUGGGUGGAAUUCUGGGGAACAGGACGGGGCUAUGACCAGCACAGUACAGAUUCUUGCCAGAGAAGAUUUUAAUUAUGAGCAAUUACAAGAAGAUGUAUGUGAGACAAUAGCAAAGCAUGAACCUGUAGGCUGUGAAAAUGAAUCUCCAUUAAAAGAGCAGGCCACUUUAUUCCAAAGAGAUGUUUUACAAAUGCAAAAACAAGAUUCCCCCUCACAAAGUGACUUAAACCACCACUUUCCCAGUUGUCCUUUGGAGAACCAGGAUAUACGUUUCCAAGAAGCAACUUCUGAUUCGCUAAGGAGCAUUCCCCCAGUGCAAGGACUUGAUCCGUUCUUGCAGGAUUCACAAAAGAAGAAUGAGAAAUUAUAUCUGAAGGAUUCUGAGUUACACGAGCCUUAUCCCACAUUACAAGACAAGGACUUGGAUCCGCAGCCAUCUGUAUGUGAACAGGAUCUCAACUUGCAAAGGCAGGAUUUACAGUGGCAGGAACCCCAGUUAGAAAUAAAGGGGGGCAACCCACUUACCAAUGAUUACACCUUGCAACAAAAUGAUCCCAGGUUAAAUAAACUUGAUUCUGAGUUACAAGAAAAUAACUCUCUGUUACACAGUCAGGAACCUCAAUUCUGCCAUCUGGAUCCCUUAUCCCAGAAUCCUGAAUUACAUAUAGAGGGUCAGCAUUUACAGGGUCAGGAUCCCGCACUACAGAAAGAAGAUUUUCAGUUACAGUGUGCAGAGCCUCGCAUACACACAGAGAAUCCCUUAUUACCGGGACUUGGCCAGAAUUCACUAUGGCAAAACCCUAAAGUGCAAAAACAAGAUAAUCCAGAAAAUAUAAAUGACCCCCAAUUUCACUCCUUACGAAGAAUGAAAUCUUGUUCACAAGAAAGGGAUAACCAGUUGCAGAUGAAUGUAGAGGGUCCCAUUGUUCAGGGCCACAAUCCUCACUUUCAGCAGCCAAGUGCCCAGUUACAAGAGCCAUCCCUGCACCAUGAUACUAAGUUACAGAAAAAUAUCACCCAAUUAGAAGGGCACAAUUUAGAGGUCUCUUCUCAGUUACAUGGGAAAGACUGCCAGUUACAAGGCCAUGCCUCACAGUUAGAGUGGCAGAAUAAUCAUUUACAAGAAAAUAUUCCAAAAGGGCGGUUACAAAAGGGCAACUCAGAACGAUAUGACCAUGAUUCUGCAGGGCACAAUAAACAUAUACCAAAGGAGAACUUCCAGAUGGAACUCACAGAGUCAUUCCAGCCCUCAAGAAUGAAAAGUACCCAUUCAGAGGCAAUAAGUUCAGAGCUAAUACUCAACCAAUUAGCUCUAGAAGACUCAAAAGAGGGGUGCGAUUCUUCAAAUCUAACACCACAUGCCCCAGGGUGCAUAUCUCACCAAUCACAUUUAGUAGUCCGGCCUUCCCAGUCUCCAGUGUCAGGAAGAGAACAUGAUUUCCCAGACAGUCAGCUUUUGAUAGCACUGGAUGAAAGUUUGUAUGAACCCGAACAGAACAUAAAGAAGGAGUCUAUUUUGGUAACAAGCACUCACUGUAGCCAAGGAAAUCAUUGUGAAGCUGGGUCUCUUCCAACCUUUGGUGCUGUAAAACCAGGGAGUGAUGCAGAAAAGGAGGAAGACAGGGAAGAAGAUGCUUCUCCUGUUGUGCAGGGACUGAUCUUCGAGCUGUCAAAUCUCAACCGGCUGAUUAUGACUAUACAUCGGGACCUGAGGCAGAGGAAAGGGAAAGCAACACUUUCAGGAGGAAAGAGACGCAGGGACAUGUAACACCUGAGGGAAAGUCGUGGUAUUUCACUUCGUAUUUGUUCAUUUACAUUACGUUCUAUUCUAAAUUGUAAGACGCGUAUCGUUCACCUUUCGGUUAUUUAUUUGUUUGCCUUAGUUUGCAAUUAGACUAUUCGUUGUAUGUCUUAUUGAAUCCUUUCAUUAAAAAGUUCAAAAACAAUGUAACAGUAAAAAAGGCCAAUCAGUAGGCAAUGAGAAUCAAUGGCGUAUUUAAGAGGGAGUAGGGGGUGCAAAUGCAGGUGUAGCUCCUGGAUCUAAACCCCAAUUUCAUCACUAAAGAGUUCAGUUACCUUAAA
Molecule: messenger RNA, 2826 nt
Organism: Xenopus tropicalis (tropical clawed frog)
Lineage: Eukaryota; Metazoa; Chordata; Amphibia; Anura; Pipidae
Gene: brme1
Product: break repair meiotic recombinase recruitment factor 1
Exons: 7
Coding region: 95-2512 (805 amino acids)
Biological process (GO): double-strand break repair involved in meiotic recombination
Source: RefSeq, a predicted model, not a curated record